Molecule: messenger RNA, 8341 nt
Organism: Cuscuta europaea
Lineage: Eukaryota; Viridiplantae; Streptophyta; Magnoliopsida; Solanales; Convolvulaceae
Source: the annotation of a GenBank genome assembly
UUGUGGAAUCGAUAGGAGUCGAAACCGCCGGGAAACCGCCAUUGUUGGGGACUGUUUUCGAGCUGCAGGCCCGAAAGCCGCCCACCUUUCACGAAAGCCGCCCGGCUUUCACUUGAUUUUCAGAUUUUUCACUCUUGAACGGCCUAGAACGAGGACAGAUCGAGGGGGUUCCGCUAGGGCAGCUAGUUGAGCACAUCACAAAUUUCAGGUAGAACUUGAAGGUUGCUACCGGUGCCCGUUGUUUCGGGGAUAUUCAAGGGAGAAGACGUGGUUCGUGCUUCUUCUGUUUCCUGUUUUCAAAAUAAUUAUAACAAUGCUCAUGGAUAUUAUUUUUGAACAAUUACUUUGGGGGCUUGUAUGCCUAGUUAUGCCAAGUGUGGCUUGAACAAUUGUAUUAAUGCUUCCGCUGUUUUAAAUGAAUGUUUUACAUUAUGUUUGUUAUGGAUGUACUAUGUGUGAAUGAUAUUCAUGACGCUUUGUAUAGUAUGGAUGAGUUGGACUGCGGUUGACUAUUCGUACUGUACGGCGGGUUGUUGACGAGUUCGGCUAGGUCCGGGGCGUGACAGAACAACGGAGUGUCUAUCCCAAUUUGCAGUUAUGAUAACUCAGAGACUAUUUGUUUGGAUAUCCAGAUGAGAUAUUGGAGAUGAAAUUGUCUGGUCAAAAUGAGUUAUCGAUUGUACUACUCUGAUGUACAUGGGUCGAUCCUGUGAGGGGGGGUGAAAAAACAUCACAAACAUAGCUUACUUGAUGUAAAUCAUGCACGGGUAUAUCACAAAAAUGAGCCGUUCAUUUUAGCUCAACAAGCAGCCCAAGUUUAUUACGCUGACUAUCCGACUACACGUCAAACAAGUUCUCCAUGGGUUUGCGCAUGCACACUUAGACCAAGAAAAAUUGUUUCUCAUGGACAACAUAAAAACGUUGAUAUAUAUUGAUGUUUAUCAACAAGAUUUUUUUGAUCCCCCGAUUACUGACACCAUGAAUGGAAACAUUAUUUUGGAAGAUUCAACUGGUGCAGAAAUAGACCUUGACCUUAAUGAAGCCAAUGAUGGUCCUAAUGGAAAUCAAUACGAAGAAGACUGGAACUUUCUCACAGAAGACACAAAUGAAGAAGAUUAUGUUGACAAUGAGGAAUCCGAAGACGAAGAUGAAUAAUUUGUAAAUCUAUUUUUCCCAUUUCAUUUUAUAUGUACUCAAUGUACUUUUAUUAAAACAUUAUUGUAUUAAUAUUUUUUACUUCGUUUGAAUUUUUAUGUUAUGGUCUUGUCUGGUCUGGUCUGGUAAAUAUCUGGUCUCUGUGUAUUUUACAACUAUCUAAGUUUGAUCUAGAUUAGUCUAGCCUAAUAUAAUCUGAAUUAUUUUGAUCUGAAACUAAAAACAGUCCAAGCAAAAACAUAAAUAUAUAUAUUUAUAUAUUAUCCCCACAAAUAUAAUUUAGAAAAUGAUAAUAUAUAUUAUCCCCAUAAAUAUAAUUUAGAAAAUGAUAAAAAAAAUAGUACUACCUCCGAAUUAAAGGGUUGUAUUAGUCAUAUUAAAUUGUCAUAAGAACACACACACCCAAACCAGAUGAAUUUUUGAUAAUACAAAUUCAAAAUUCCUAAUAUAUUUGUUAUUGUUGAACAAAGAUUUUUAAUUUUGAAUAUGGAAUCUGACGGUCUUAUGGACGCAUUUUCAGUUUGGCACAGACCAACUCCCAUCCUAAACCCACCCAAUUAAGUAAUUUAAGCCCGAAAUAGUAGUUUGGAAUGGAAUGGACUGCGUUUAAACCGAGCCAAAUGUGGCUUGACCGUCGGAGCUGACAACCUAAGUAAUUGGAGCUUUUGGCUCGGAAAAUACCGUCGCAACGGCAUCCCAAAGUAACUCUAACCGUUCGAUCUGACACCUUGGUAAAUGGUGAUGUUGGCACGGAUCAUUUCCGAGGCAACACCGAAAAUUAAAGGGCGGCGGAUUAGGUUGGAACGGAUUAUGCCUUACCAAUUCCGAGCCAAUGUCUGAAGUACAUAAAGUGUACAUAGACAUUUCUCGCAGUAUUGAAUCCCUAGCAGAGAGUGGCCUCCGGCCUGCACCAGUGCGAUAGCCAGCGACGUUUCCAACAACAAAAUCAAACUCCCAUCCUCUUCGUGCCUUGCCAUUUGUCCAGCAUCUCCAUCCACGCCUCUUCUCCAACAUCUCCCGCCAGCAUCUGUAGCCUCUGCUUUGCCGCACAGUUUAAAAUGGCAGGAAACACAAAAGCACAGAUCGAUGAUGCCAUCUACUCUCAAAAAAAAUGGAUCAAGGUGCUGGACAACAACUUCCAGCUAGACCUUGCAGUCUUCAAAUGCCAGAACCCGAUCGUUCCAGCCAUCAUGAAUGGUCACUAUCUCUGGCCUGCACUUCACAACUCAAAACCGGUGCCAGAGAUAUACCUACAACAGUUCUGGGGGCACAUGCAUACAAAAUCUCCGAAAGAUCGCUCAAAAAUAAAGACCAAGCUGAAUGGUAUGCGCGUGAUCCUGACGCCAUCAACACUACAAUCUACAUUAGCGCUGCCAGUCCGAGAUACAUAUGAUGCGCUACCGUCCAUUCCCGAUCUACUGAAAGACAUAGCAUCACUAGGCUACACGUCUCUACUGCCACAACUGUCAAACUUCAACGGCGCGUAUCUCAGUCACCCGUGGAAGAAUCUCUUCGGGCUAGUGAACAAAUGCUUGUCUCCAAAGCUUGCUGGCUUCGACAAAUGCAACAAGCAAAUUCUGCUAGUUUUCCACGGGAUUGCCUUCAACAAACAUUAUGACUUGGCAAAGCUCUUCUUCUCAGAGCUAAUGGACCUGGUCAAGGCCAAAGAAAAGAAUAGGCCAGGUACCAUUCCAUACGCUAGAUGGCUCGGGCUGAUCAUACACGACUGCAUGGCAGAGCACGUCUCCAUACCAAGACGCAGUACUGAUCCUCACUUCACAGCACCGAAGCUACAGUACUUCAAAGCAGACAAGAAUCCUACUUAUGGUCUGAAGAUACCUGGAUUUCUGCUAAAGCUGGUAAAAUCUUCAAAUCCAGCAGUCCAACAAUACAAAGAAGCCUCAGAGAAGACCGUCCCUAUGGUUCAGCAAAACCCAGCUGGACCUACCCAAGGGACAAAGCCGAGUGUGAGUAAGGGUCCCAAGAGAGCCCAAAAGCCACAGAAACCAGUGGCCGGUUCGCCCAAUGAAGGAAAGUCUGACGACUCUCUUGAGACGAGUCAGGCGGCUGAGGGCACCGAAAAAGACGCUGAGGAAACGGCCAAUGAAUCGUCAAGUGAAGCCCAAACAAACACUGACGACGAGGCUUCCGAGAGCGUGGGCACGGAGAGCGGAGAAUCUGGCUCGGAUGAUGACGAUGAUGACAACGAUAGUGAUGAUGUGGAGCUCACUUAUGCCCUGAUCAGAAAAGGGAAGCUGCCAGUCGAAUCUCCGAAGAAGAGAAGAAUUACUGCUGAAGACGCAGCACCAAUUAUAGCUGGCAGACCUCAAGUCUUCACGAUCAAAGAAAGAGCUAAACCGAGAGCCGAUCCCAGCGAGACAAAUUGCUCCAAGGAUGACUAUGACGAGGCGGCUCAUUCGAUUAAGGCAUCAAUCAACUCGGAAGAAGUCGUCAUCCGAGAGACCAGGGCAAAGGUCAAGAAUGACAAGGCUGCCAAGGCCAAGCCCCAGCCCCAAGCCAGAAAGAGCCUGUUUGAUAAAGCAGACGAGCACAUCUUCGCGGGCUGCGACUCCUUUAUCCAGAUAAGCCGAGCCGAAUCCCUAAGCACAGGAGCUGAUCUUUUCGGUUCCCGGGUAGAAGUCGCAGCAUCUGGCUCAACUGCGCAUGCACAGCCCUCUCAAAAGGCUAUUGUUUCAAAAGAACGGGACUCAACCCCCCCGCUGGUUCCUUCUGAAUCAGUUGAGCAUACAAUUGACCUAUCUCCCGAGGUCAAAACCCCUUCUUCUCUCACAUCGAGUCUAGGUGUCACAUUCCCCACAUUUUCUUCAUUUUCUAGGACACCUACACUAUUCACUGCACAUACAGGUGCACUCACCCUGAACGCAACAACCAGAGCGCAAGCUAUGACGGUUGGAAGCCCUGCUACGCCCAUAAUGAUUCCAUCAUUAAAUGCAGACCACACAUCAGCAAUCUUCACUGAUGCUGUGUCAACAGUUACAACCCCCGUAACUGGUCACCCUACCUUUGAAGACGUAAACGUUCUACUGAAUCGCUUCCUGGAUUCCACCAUUAAGCCAUGGGUGCAAGAUGCAAUGACCGCUCUAGCACAGGAAUUUAGGACCACCCAAGCGGUUCGGUCUGAACAAACACCACCCCAACCUUCCCCUGAACCGUUCAUCUCCCAUACACAACCCAUAUCCUCCACCCCUCUAUCCCACCAAUCCAUAAACCAAAUUCCUAUCCCUUCUAUUUCUCGGGGAACCCAGGAUACAGAACCAGUAUUCUCCCCACACCCGACCACACCCUCCAUCGAUCUCUCCUCACUAUCCUUUGACACACUAGCUUCGGCUUUGCUGAACAACCUCUUAAACACCCCAGAAGACAACCUCACUCUUCAUCAGCAAGCCAUACUUGAAGCCCUUCUUUCUUCACUCGAAACCAAGAGCACUUGCAAGGAGAGUCUUCGUGGUCGCAAAUGUUCCCAUGAGGACCCCGAUGAUUCGGAUCCUCAUGAGGGGGAGAACAAGCGACCUCGAUCACUUGAGCAAACUGCUCUACCAAGCCAAACUCCACAGCCAAUCCAACCUGAAACCUCAACAAACCAACAGCCACCAUCCACAGCCAAACUAUCUAGCAUGGUCGAGCUAGAAAUAACAUCCCGAGGCGUAUCUCCCAGAGAUACCAACCGAGGAGGGGAUGGAAGUCCUGAUGAUGUUACCACUGGUACAUCUUCUCCAUCAGGCCGUCAGUUCGAACCCAGUUCUAAGCUGAUGUCAACGGGCAAUCCCAGUGAACUCGGUAGUGCUACACAGGAACAAUCACCGCCUGAACAAAGAAUUCCAUAUAUUUCCCCAGGCAAAGACAUCCAUGAUGCACUGGAAGAGGCGGUGAUAUAUGACAAAUGGCCAAGAAAAUGGACAGAAUGGGAUGAUCUUCGGGUUGAAGCCGAACAAGAGGACAUGCAAAGAAACUGGUGGCUACGAGAGCUAAUCAACAAAUGCUCUGAAGAUAUUAUAAGGCUCGAGGACGAUGAACGCAAGGAAGGGGAGAAUUACAAAGAAUCCCAGAAGACUCUAGAAUCGGUCGUAAGACAAACAGCGGGAAGACUUCCCAAGACAGAGAAACCCUGGGAUAAUGUUCGCAUCAAAGCCCCCUUCAAAGAAGAAAUCAGAGAGCAUAUCUGGCGUAGACCAGACAGAGUCAAGCCACUGAAUGAACUGAAGCUAAGAGGUCUUACUCACUUAAAAGGAAAGCAGGUUGGAGGUCAUCUGCAUAUGUUGCUACAAAGGUCAACCGGUACACAGAGAGAACUGAUGGAACAAGAUCUGAAGUCGAAUAUUCUCCCGAUUCAUCAAAUUCUGCAAGUGAAGGCUGAAGACUAUCAUGGAGUAACAUUCUACACUUACAGACUUCAACGCACUGAUGGGAGCGAAUUUACUUGUCAAGAGAACGACUUCAUAAUGCUGAAACCGGAUGACAUCUACCAAAUGUUCAUGGCCUACAGAUACCUUCCAGUCAGGCAGAACAUAAUAUACAGCGAAGGCCUCGCAGCUAUCAAGAGAUUCAUGCUUAGACAAAUUCGAGUACACUCUUCACACGACCUACAGAUGGCUAUUGAGUGCAAUCUGAAAAAGACAAAUCUGACAAAGCCAAGACUGUAUGGUCCAGAACUUGAAGAUUUCCCAGCCUACCACAUCUUCUUCACACCGCCAGCAGUCACCUAUCUGAACCACAAGAACGAAAAACGUUUGAUGGUAGUCAGUGAGAUUGAGAAGUACUGUGACGGAACACUGAAGAUAAUCAAAGAGCAGAUUCUAAAGAUGAAGGCAAAGCUAGAAGAAAAUCUUCAAGAGGCAUCGUCUUAUGUUCAAAAGGAACACUCUACUGUAGAGACAAUUUUAAAGGCCAUUGACGAUCGCCUCGAAAAGAGAAAUGUGCUGAGGCAAUAUGAGCAUGCACUUGGUAUGAGGAAGCACUACUUCAAGUCUCAGAAGCAAUAAGAGGAUGACACUUGAUCACAAAGGGGGAGAUUGUUGGAGAUAUUUAAUUGUGAAUCAAGUUGGUCAUAGAUUAGAUUUAUAUUUAAUACUUGUAUUUAAUUAGUGCAUGAAUUAGAUAGAAAUCAGGCCAAGUGUUAGGCCCAUAUAAACAGGCUAAAAGCCUGGUACGCCUAACCUAAACCUCGCCUAUAAAAAGGGAGCCGAGGUUUAGGAAUAAAAAGAACGUCGUACUUAUUAUUCAUAGCCUUACGCAUAUCAUUCUGUUGUACGUGUCCACGGUUUAUCAAAGAAGGUUUUACGGUGAUUCAUUCUGUGUUCAUCUUUACGUUUAAUCUUCCUUGUUAGAUCGAUUAUUCAUUGCUGUUACAGAAACAGGGACUAACCGUUUUCUUCUUUGCGGAGUAAUUUAUCUCUUAUUUUCGCAAUGUGUUAUUAGAGCUACAAUAUUUCUGUUGUGUACCAUUUGUUUCUCGUAUCAUAUUUUAAUAUAUCGAAUUUAUUUACAAAUAUGAUUUAGUACAAUGUCAUGCCUAAGGGGAAGUUGGAACUCUGCAAGUUCUGGUCAUGGGCGCGGUUGAGAACGUGGGGAAUGUCCUGGGAGGCCCGCUCUCGUAAUGAAGAGCAAAACUCUCCACUGUCUGAUUCACAUGAAUCUGUCCAAUUGAGAGUUGUUGAACAAGAGAUUGGUUCUGGUUCUGGUACGCUUGAUCCUCCUAUUUCUAAAAUUUGGAUCAUUCCUGAAGAUAUGUCAAGGUAUUUGUUUUUAAUUUGGGUAAUCAGAAAAAUACUUUGUUUUUCUUGACUGUGACUUAUUUGUGUUUGCUGUAAUGUUAGUUUUUAAUUUGGUUUUCAAAUAAUUUAGCAAUCCUGCUGUGCUUGACACCAUUAUCCACUUUAUGACCACUAACUACCAUGGAGCUUGGCCUUCUUAUCAUCAAGCUUCUGAGGCAGUAAGGGAGCAUUGGUGGCAUUUAUUCUCGAUAUGGGUUCCAAUAGUUUUUAAAUUGUUCUGAAAAUCAUUGUUUUAUCUAAUAUGCUUUUCACAUUGUUCUAAUUUGAAUGAUUAGAACAAGUAUGAAUGGGAACCCCGUUUCACCAAGAAAAUAAAAAGGAUGCAUGGUACUCGGGCUUCUGGAUUGUUGAGUAAGAAUCUCGGCAGGGCGGCGUCUGAUACUAAACCAGAAUGGAUCUCGGAGGCUGAUUGGGCUACUCUGAAGGAAUAUUAGAGCACAACUUCUUUCAAGAAAAAAGCGAGGCCAGGUCAAAAAACAGGAACUCUGACGCUGCUAAGCACUCUCAAUACAGGGGCGGUCGUAUACCAAUGUCUGUCCACACUAAAAAAAUGGCUCAAAGUUUGAAACGUAAACCUUUGAGAAUUGAAGUUUUUGAAAAAGUGUUGUCCGAAAGUUGGUGAUCCUCCACUUCGGGUGGUUGAAACCCGGAGGAAAUAUAAUGAGUUGAAAUCUCAAGCUGAAUCUGAAGGGAAGUCCUACUACACCGUCCCACAGUAUAGGGGUCGCCGGUAUGGGACAGGGUGUGAAGCCAUGAACUUAAUUGACUGAUAGUGAUGGUUGUAGCGGAGCUGGUGGACUGAGUCAAGAGGAUAUCGAUGUGAUUGUGUAGGAAAAGGUUGAAGCUCGCUUUGCCGAACAGGUGACCCUUAUUUGACAUGCCCCAAAUGGCGUCGGCCGGACAGAGCAUCCUAAAUAUGGCCUUAUUUGACAUUUUUUUUCAAGUUUGAGGCCCUAUCUGACCCUUAUCCCAAAAAUAUAUUAGCCGUACUGUGUACGACAUAUUUUUUUAAUUUAUUUUGUUUAUUGGCACGGAUGAAUUCCCAUCCAUAUCCAUCUUCAUAUUCAAAUGAUAAACGGUUACUUUUAGCUCGGAAUUCAGUUGGCAGGGCAUCAUCCUAGACAAACUCGUUGGUGACAUAAUCAACAGUUGUCUCAGUUUAUCGGAGCCAAACGCGGAGACAAACGUUGGAACGGAAGCCGAAAUCGAUCCAACACAUUUGGAAGGGCCGUAGUGUCACACAUUUUGAAACCCUGCCAAACACCGUGCCAAACCCGUUAGACUCAGAAUAGUGGCUUGAUUUCAAUGCCAAAAUCCUUGCCUAAUAGGAGCUUUUUUGUAUUGUAUAUUAAUAUAUACUACAUCCCUUCCACUAACAUUGAGAUAAGAUGGGU